Paramuricea clavata is the source of this 1081-nucleotide messenger RNA. NCBI's taxonomy places the organism in Eukaryota, Metazoa, Cnidaria, Anthozoa, Malacalcyonacea, Plexauridae. The record is from the annotation of a GenBank genome assembly.
AUGUAUGGUGAUGACCCUAUAGUAUUAACCAAUCUUAAAAGUGAACUGGACUAUGUAAAGAAUCGAAUGGAGACACGAGAAAUAAUUGACAGUAUUAAAGAAUCCUUAGAGAAAUAUGGGGGAGCUAUGAAUAAGUAUAAUAGACUUAUGGAGCUAGAAACAUCCUUUACCGAGGGUAAUGAUGGUACAGUGAACAUUUCAGGACCAUCAGGAAGUACAACCGUCCCGGGGGUCAACUUCGUGGAAGAUCCAAACAAUUUACUUCCAGAUGUGCUAGAUGUAUUCAACGAAUCACUUGACGCUGACUGGGAUGAAAUAGAAGCCCGCCUAGAGAAACUAAAUAAGAUUUCAACAGCAAAUAAAAAGAGAGAUUUUGAAAACCAAGUAGAGCGUGUUCAAGCUGUCGUGAGAGUCAUCAAGGGUAAGGAGGGACUAAUACUAGACCCUAGGAAUAAAUAUGUCAGGGAACUCAUCAAACGAUCAUCUGUAAGAACACUCAAGGAUGGUACAGAGGUGUUGGUAUUUAGAAGUGAACAAGGUAUUAACAAAAGUGGCACACAAAUAAUGAAACGUGGUAAGACCGGGACUCCUGUGUACUCAAAGGACUCACCCGCUUUGAGAGAAUAUAAGGACCUUCUAAAGAAAAUAAAAGAGGUACCUACGGAUCCUGACAAUAUAAUUGGAAGUGAUGAGGAAACCAGGGAAAUGCCGCAAUUUGAUGAAGCUGAGGAAUACGCUAACCGUGAGAACAUUGAGUUAAUAGAUAUAAGUGCAAAACCAGGAGACCUUCCAGGGCUAACAACGCAAGAAAACAAAGAACUGAGAGGUGUUCUUAACCCACCUGAUGGAUCAAGCAUAGAAGGCAGAACAGGUCCCAAUGGAGCGUUACAAGUCCAGGCUGACUACUUUAAUGAAGCUAUUGGUGAAACCGUGGAACGCGCCACGUUAGCGGAAGGUACAACUGAGUAUAAUUCCCUUAUAGAAAGAAUUGACAGUUUAAAGAAAGCUAGGGAUAGAACACUAGAGCAGAGAACAGUAGAGGAAGCAAGGGAGGCACAGCUGGAAGACAUUUCUAGAUUAC